UCGAUUUAAAGAGGAUCGAUCCCCCCCUCUACCCUCAUACCCUGCGUUGGAGACGCGAGGCGGCGGCGGCGGCGAUGGCUCAGCGACUCGGGGCCCUCCGGGCUUCGCGGGGGCUCCUCACGCUGCUCCUCACGCUGAUGAUGCCGCUGGCGACAGUCGAAGCCUCCAAGCCCGUGCUCAUCGUGCACGGUCUCUUCGACGACCCCGAUCACCUGCAGGCGCUGCGCGGCUACAUUGAGCAGGCCCACCCGGGCACCAACGUAACGGUGUUCAGCCUGUUCAACAACAUGGACAGCCUCAAGCCCCUGUGGAGCCAGGUGAAGGGCUUUGGAGCCAUGAUGGGUCCCAUUAUGCAAGAGGCUCCUGACGGCGUGCACAUCAUCUGCUAUUCCCAGGGGGGGUUGGUGUGCCGAGGGGUGCUGUCCAUAAUGCCGAACCAUAACGUGGACACCUUCAUCUCCCUCUCCUCGCCGCAAGCCGGGCAGUACGGAGACACCAACUACCUGUGGUGGCUCUUCCCGAAGUACGUCAAGUCCACACUCUUCCACUUCUGCUACACGGAGCUGGGCCAGGACGUCUCCAUCUGCAACUACUGGAAAGAUCCACACCACCUGGGGGAGUAUCUCAACAACAGCCAGUUCCUGUCUUUUCUCAACAACGAGAGGGAGCACGCAAGUGCUGCCGAAUGGAAAAAAAACUUUCUGCGCAUCAACCGCUUGGUGCUGAUCGGCGGACCGGACGACGGUGUUAUCACGCCCUGGCAGUCCAGUCACUUUGGCUUCUAUGAUGGCAAUGAAACGGUGCAAGAAAUGAAGGACCAGGAGGUGUACCAGCGGGACAUGUUUGGGUUGCGGACUCUGGAUGAGCGAGGCGGGCUGACGGUGUACGAGGUACCAGGGGUGACGCACACCUCCUGGCAUUCAAAUCGCACCGUCUUCGACCGCUACAUCAGCAAGUGGCUCAGCUGAGCGAUUACACCUUCAUCAUCAGUAAUCGUCUUCCUCAUCAUCCUUAAUUAGUUCUAACUUUUAUUUUAACCCUUCUGAUCUAUUUUAUCCUUUGCAGUGUCUUCUUUUCAUUCAUGGUUUUACAAUCUCGACCGUUUUAACAGCAUUGUAGUGUGGCGUCCGCACUGUAGCAAUGAACAUUUGUAAUUGUUGAGAACAGUGAUUGGCAAUGAGGUUCGUGUGUGUGUGUGAUGUGACAUUACUGUGGACCCUUGGCAUGAAGUGUUUCAUGCUCAAUCGAUGGCAUGUUUAAUUCGCUUGCCGUCUCAAGUGCAAUUUUGGGACCAUGGUAUUGUCUGUACGUGCGUCGGUCAUUGUACCGUGUUGUACCGUGUCAUGAAGAACUAUCACUACAUCGCAAUGCUUAUCACAGUCUCCAACGCACAUCUGAUUAGCACGUAUGGUGCGAAAGAAGUUCAACAUACAUAUAUCUGAGAAUGCAUCUCAUACACUAUUUUAUUUUUAAAUUGCAUGUUUAUUAUUUACCGGGUAAGGCCUAUUGAGCUAUAGAGCUCUUUUUCAGAAGGGACCUGGCCACAGGUCAACAAAAUGGCUUCUCGUGUGGAACAUUUUCACAGCCAAUUACUCGAAAAACUUGUUUCUAAGUCUCAUUGCUUCUGACCUGGAUAGAUACAGUACAUGGGCAAGUCACUAUGAAAGCCACAUUUACUAAGUUCACACUUGUGAGCUUAGUCUCAUAACAGGAAAGCUGAAUCGGCAAUCAUCUGGGCCAAACUGUUCAAUAUCUGACUUAGUUUUGAUGCUAAUGGUGGUUUAGACAAAUUAUGUGUACAUGCUUUGGCAUGUAUGUGGUACGUGGUUGAUUUGGGGCAGCAUGGUGGUGCAGUGGUAACACUUGUGCCUCACGACCGAGGUUCAAUUCCUUACUCUGUGCAGUUUGUAUGUUCUCCCCCUGUUUGGCAUGAGUUUCCUCCCAUAGCUAAAAUAAACAUGCAUAAACAACUGGAAUUGAGCAAACAUGGCAAUGAUAAAUAACAAACCAAAAAUGACCUGCAAAUUACUUAACUGGGAUUACACAUAGCAACAUACCCCCUACUGUGAAAAUUCGGCAUAAUUCCUGGAAGUGAAACCCGAUACUCAGUGAUGCUUUCCUGGGUAAAAAAAACCUUAUAAAUAAAUAAUCCAUUACACAAGAGCACUUACAUAGCUGACAAAAUUGGCUGUUUUUUUGUCGUCCAAAGUUAUGAUGUUUAGGAUUUCAAAUGUGUGGUUGGUGAUAUUUAUUAAAAUUAGAGCUCAAAUUGCACUUUAAGGAAUGGCUUUUAUGUCCAUUUUAUGUCUCCAUCAAUACCCAUGGGAUGAAUUGUCAAGGCGAUGCGUUUUAACCGUUUUUGAGAAGAUGACAAAACCUGGCACACUGUGUCUAACUUGUGAAGGUCAAAUUUGUCUUGUGUUAAGCCCACGCAUAACAGCCGAGUCACGCAAGCCAGCCCUUCCUAAAUGAAUGUGAGCAAAGCCUUUUAAAAUGACUCGCAGUCCAGUAUGUUCAUAUACCUAGAGAAAGAAAAAAAACAUUAGAGGAGCUGGAUUAACUGAAUUGGCAGUUGUGGACAAUUGAAAUCAAUUAACAUUUACUUGUACAGAAUUGAGUCAGUCCACUGCUAGAUGAGGGCCUCUCUAUGUCCUCUGCAGACAGUGCUGGUUAGUGAAGGUGGGGAGCAGCUGCAGGAGCUUAGCAACAGUGGAUUUUCUGCACUGCCCUCCAUGUAACACCACAGCCUGUAACAAACUGCAGUGAACGGUGGUUGCCCGUCCAAGCACUAUCCAGGCUCAUCGACUCUGCUUAGCUUCUUAGGUUUGACGAGAUCGGGCACAGUCUGGGUGAGUUGGCCAUAGGCAAAUUAAUGUGAUAGCUUUAAAUGUUAUCAGUUCAUUUUUUUUCAGUGACAGGCAGAAGCCCCUGUGAGCAGCAAAUGAACCAAGUUGAACGUUUCCGCUGAGUCUUGAUGGAAUCAUGAGACAAGGUCCAUCAUGUUCUUGGGUAUUUAUAUUUGCUUCAUUGCCCUUUCUCUGUUAAUUAUUAACCGGCCACUCAUAAAGCAGUAGCACAAUUUAUUGUCGUUUUUAUACCACCAAGUGUCUUUGCAAUGCGGGUCACUAAGAUAGGGUCUUGGGGGUUCCAUUUCAUCAGUUUUCAUUCCAUCACUUCCUGCAUGGCACUUUUGUUCCAUGUCCGCUCGCUGACGGAUGCAUUUUCAUUUCACUGCACAAAUGUUCUUGCAUACAGCAACUCGUGAGUGAUCGCCAAAGCAGAGACUCAAUGGGAAGCUUGAACGGAUGAUGUCUUCAACACCCCUCCGCUGAAUUUGACCCGAGGUUCACAAUGGUUCACGAUGUGGGCCACGGUCUAGUCAGGGUUUUUUCCACGGUCGCAUGCUGCCGGGCUUUCUACUCAAAUAGCUGGUGGCCGCGUCUGGUCUUGAGCGGUGCAGAUUCGGUUCAGAUUUUACUGCACUAAUUUCAUUUAAUUCACAGCUCCCUUGUCCCCACUGCUGGCUGAAAGCCUCCCCCACACCACUUCGGUCACGGGGGGGGGGGGGGAGGGGAUUAUUUGACCAUACUUCACGAUGCUGGUCAGCGUGGGAUGAAGGUUAGAGGCAUAGAUGUUGAGGGCACAGGACAGUGCGACGAUGGAUUUUACUGCACUGCCCCGCGCUAUCCGCCAAAUGCAUAGCCUCCCAAUGCAGUAGAAAUGCAAUUGCACCUAAAUUGGAGUAUGACUGCGUUGACUUGGAAAGCUGGCCCAACAUUUUAAUACAGAGGCUUUUCACACUGGCCGAAUGUUUUACCUCAGACACGGUGAUUUGCAGCUGGAAGUUAAUUUUUUUCUUGCUUUCCUUUAUAUGAACCCAAAUUAGGCCAUGUGUCUGCUGUACGUUAGCAUCAUUCUUAGAGCCGAUGGUGAUUUUUAUGGGACUGGUGAAUACGUUUGAAUAAGUUUUCUUGAAAAAAAACGUACAAUUAAUUCUGUAGACCCAAAUAAUCACUCAGAUCGGAUGCUAAUUUCUACGAAGUUUUAGAGCAAAUCGCCAAACGGAGCUUAAAUGACGAUUCGAUAUUUGGGUUAUUUGCACCAAAAAUGUCAAGUAUUGUUUACAAUAAAACGAUUAUUUAACUUCUGUAAUUUUCCCCGUCCACGAGUAAUGUUUCGAGCACAGUUUUUAAAGUCGUCGCAUGUUUUAAAUUGGGCAAAUUUCUUAUGGAGGGAAAUGCAAAGUUGAACCUUUGUCAGUUUUUACAGGAAUAGUGGAAAAUGCGUUCGCAAAAAGAUCGCAACAAUUUACGGAAGAGCUCUAUUCGUAUUUUUGAAACAUUUCUCAACGUUGAACAAAAGCGUUGUUUAUAUAUAAACUAUUUUUAAGGAAGGAAACUUGUUUUAUAUCUUAAAAAUGCCAGUUUUAGCAAUAAAUCAGUCAAAACAUUUAACAUCUUAUCAAUGCAAAUUUGGAAACUACGGAUAACGUUGGCUGCUGACGGAAGCGUUGACUAUUGUGAAAGCAGACAGGUGAGUUGUACGCAAACAGUUGUUAACCAUGUGCCUUUAUUGAGCUCCGUGUGCAGCCGUGUGAUGUGUGAGAAAUGUUUGCGCGCUCACAUUUUUGCCCGUGUUCCGCUCUGGAGAGGCGCUGCAAAUGCCAGCACUACAGUGUGUCCUUUAAAUACCACCGGGCUAAUUCAGGGGCCCGGGGUGCGCCAGUCGAUUUGUCCUCUCAACAAAACUCAGACGAUUCAUUGUAGAUGUUUGAGUUAAGCCACGUAAUAAUCUGGCCAUUUUGGUUGUUACCACGUAACUCUCCAGCCACCCGACAGAGCGAAACAAAUCAAGUUGUCACGUGUAACGAGGAGUUUAAAAACCCGCAAUAUAUCCAGGUUGGACCAUUUACAGUUUGUAAUAUUAUUGAUAUUGCUGGAAUCAACCGCAGAAAAUCAACUGGCAGAUUUCGGAACGCACGACAUAAUGCUUACAGUAGUGACUGUGCAGUGCUAAACUGGGACUCCCUGAUAUCCCCCCCCCCCCUCGCCGCAUAGAGACACGCGCUGAACAACAAGCUACUACAUUUUUGAGCUCUGGGAGAGAGAGCGAUUGAAAAUAUUUCAUUUGGAGUUCCCCAAAAAUUCCCCGCUAUAUACGGGUCAAUAUUUAUAUAUGCCCACGUUUAUUUCAAGGACAUACUGUGUAAAGUGGCUAAAAAGUGAGAAGGGGGGGCGCACACACACACGUCACAAUGGGGAUGUAGAGCAGACAGUUUAUGAUAUGAGUAUGCAUGCCACCACGACAUAGCACUGCGAGGGUCGCCAAGAUAUUUUUUUGUUCUAAGCACCGUAUACAGAGAACAAUGCUUUCGACCCAGUGUAACAGGUGAAUUACAGAGCAUUUAUAUAUGUCUAUAACGGGUGAUCGCACGUCACAGUUAACAAAUUAAAGUUAAUGACAGGGUUAUCGGUACAUUUUCUCGGUGCUCUCUACAUGAUCUGUUUGCCUGUGGCACUGUUUUUGUUAAGGCAGGGCAUGCUUGUACUAGCACCGCCCCACAGCGUAGUCAACGAUGCAGCCUAAAUAACCAUUAAAAAACUAAAUUCUAGCAGAUACGUCAGUUGCCAGUGCUGGCACCUGGCACUGACCCGACUGAACCCUGACUCAGACACCUCACCAGCAGCGCCCCUUUUCAACUUUUUGUUCGCUUGUAAGUUUUUUGCUGUUGUUGGCAGCGCCCCCCCCCCCGCCGCGUGUGUACGAGCUCAGGAACUACGCCGCUAAAGGUCGCACAAAACUGUGGCCUCUCGUGUUUGCACCGUGAUUUUGAAACGGACUGCGACAGCGCGCAUCCUUUGGCACCGUUUGAAUCCACCUUGUUGUCAAGGCAUCAUUCGGGAAAUGUAGAUUGUAUUCGCGAUUUGGCUACGCUUAAAGCAGUGCACAAUUAAAAUGAGUGCAAGUGACCGAGUGGCUCGUGAUCGAAUAUCGUGUCGGAGUAUCGAGCCAGCACUGUCGAGGUCCCUGGGUUCAAAUCUGGGCAGCCACCCCCAUGAUUGUUAAGUAAACCAGGUUCUCAAAUGUGGCGAGUUGAUCAUUUCUGCCUGGUCACCAGUGACUGCACAAUUAAACAACCAUAUUAAGUUUGGUUGUUAAUUUUUAACCCUCUCGUGUAUCGUAUCAGCCGUGGUGACCGCUUUGAAAUUCAACAAAACACUUCGAAAAUAUUUUUGGGGGCUUUCUUUUGACUCCUAAAAUGACAUUGUACCAAAGUUGGUUUGGGUUUCCUUUCAAUAAUCCACACGUGACGACUGAAUUGUUUUCCUUUUUAAUUGCCGUGUGACAAACACCUCCACUGCAGGGCAUGGUGGUGGAGAAGGUGACCACCGUCUAGUGUGGCUGAGUCCACCUAGGGGAGGCCCAGGACCGGUUCACAUAUUCCGUCACACACUCGCACAGCCUCACACUUGCACAUGUCGUCACCCUCUCACUCUCACACCCUAUCACUCUCUCACUGCCAUUUGCCCCCUGCGGAAAUUAUCGCGGCAUCGAAAAGUGGCGGGUCCGCACGGUGUUUGGGGGUUGUGAGAAGCGCCGCCAUGGCAUAGCGUUACGUGCAUCUCGACGCACAACGCCCCGCAGUCUUUGAACCGAAACUAUUUUGCUGAUUUUUUACCACAAGCUGAUUUUACCAUCGGCGAAUACUGAUGAUCUAUUGUGGAUUCACAUUUGGGAAGAGGAUGAAGGGAAAUGUUUGUCGUGUGUGUGUGUGGGGUUUAUGGCCGUCUUCGUUGAUCACGUGUGGUUACUCAAUGCACGUCUGAAAAUGUGUUCACGGCGUGUUGUAAUCUGGGAAUUAAUUCGGGCGAGGCGAUUUGUUUUGUGUUCUUUGUCUGUACGUUAAUUUAAAAAAAAAUUGUGGAUGUGAAAGAGGAGAGUGAAAAUACGGAGAAGAGAGCUUGGAUGAAUUAAACUUUCAAAGCGUCUUUUGUGAAAUCUCGCACCGUGUCUUGAUGUUGCGUUAAAUUCCCCGUUGUCUUGUUGUGGACAACACGUGAGCACAGUUGGCUACGUAAGGCUGCAAAAUAAGUUAAACGCACAUUCACACAAACGCCGUUUCAAGCCAGGUCGUGAGAUCUCCACUCGCUUGUUUUACGGCCACUAUUUGCUUUUUCACUCGACCUCCAUGUGAAUAACCGUCACUUCUCUUGCAUGCAGAGUUUUAGAUUUGUUCCUAAAAAAAAUUGUUAUUCACAGAUUUUCUGCCUUCAAAUAAAUGGAAAAAAUAAUGGAUUUUCGUUCACCUUUAUUCAUUUGUGGAACCCCGCGGAGUAUUUUACAGGAAAUGAAACAAGAUUUUGUAGUGCGUUAAAUUGCACAGAAUCCGCUGUUGGAUGACGGCCUCCCCACACUGUGGGUCAUGGGAGGUUAUUUGACCAUACUUCACACACAGGUUAGUUUGGGUCAGUGAAGGGGGAUACCAGGCCAAGUUCAGAUACCGCUCGACCAUGAAUGGUCGAGCGGUAUCUGUGGUUCAUGGUGCAGUGAGCUCAACACUUAUUACAUUGAUUCCCAUUAUUUCAUAAAGUGUACAGUCUGUUAUAUAACGCUGCGUGUUUUCAUGACACGAAUUUAAUAUAACGCGAUUUGAGUGAACGGAACGAGGUCGCGCGAGUAGGAAUAAGCGGUCGUACGGCUGCUCGGCAUAGCAUCACACGGCGGGAUGGAUGCUUCUAGAUGCUACCCACGUGCCUCAGUCUUCGACCUGCUUACGCAUCUCACGUGUUACCGCAGACUGAGCUUAACCCGACAUCAUUCAUGAACAUCGCGUAAUAGGAGAACAGACUGUAUAUUCAUUUAAAAAAUAUAUAUAUUUUCACACAACUUCACAGUGUGUAUUGUGAGCUCAAGAAUAAAGUAUUGAUGCGUCGUUACAUGCCCACCGACUGGCGUGAGCAAGACGCCUUCAUCAUCAGCCAUGAUCCAUCCACUGCUGGAUUAAGGCUUCCAGAUGUAAAAUGUCCCAUGAUGCAUCAACGUACAGUAGUUGCUGCCCGCAAGCUAAUUUAAUCGCUCCAUCUUCCCUAUGGCUGCCAAUCUUGACGGUAACCUUUGACCACCGCCCAUCAUUCCUAAAAGCAAUGUAUCAUGCCCAAGCACACAGUAUUUUUAACAUUCAGCAUGGUGUGUCUAACUUGGCAUAUGCUAUUCUGUGGUUCUUUCGGUAAAGUCCCGUAGGUAUAAAAUAAUAAAAAUAAACAAAACCGUUCAUGUAGACUGUAGCCUGGUUCUUAAUCGGAGUGAGUGUACAGGCAGUCUAUAAUGUAGACUGUAGCCUUGGCUCCCUAAUCCAUGCGCACCUCUUUCUGCCUCCGUGUAAUUCUAUGCGUGCGCUUCUCCGUGCUUCUCACUUUCAGCUUGUUCUAUUUUCUUUGUCACUGUUCAUGUUUUUGAUCCACGCCAAAGCAUGCCAAGUUGCACUUAAUAAAAGCAAUUCAACCAAA
Messenger RNA from Petromyzon marinus (sea lamprey), 8507 nucleotides. It is a transcript of the gene PPT2, whose product is annotated as palmitoyl-protein thioesterase 2. Gene Ontology annotation, cellular component: lysosome. The record is from RefSeq and is a predicted model, not a curated record. Gene Ontology annotation, molecular function: thiolester hydrolase activity. NCBI's taxonomy places the organism in Eukaryota, Metazoa, Chordata, Hyperoartia, Petromyzontiformes, Petromyzontidae.